Molecule: messenger RNA, 3173 nt
Organism: Sander lucioperca (pikeperch)
Lineage: Eukaryota; Metazoa; Chordata; Actinopteri; Perciformes; Percidae
Product: ubiquitin-conjugating enzyme E2 R1
Exons: 5
Coding region: 625-1341 (238 amino acids)
Biological process (GO): ubiquitin-dependent protein catabolic process; protein polyubiquitination
Molecular function (GO): ubiquitin conjugating enzyme activity
Source: RefSeq, a predicted model, not a curated record
AACACAAGGCGCUGUUGCCUGUGUUGAGGGGAGACGAGACUCCUUUCAGCAACAUUCUUCUUUAGCCAGUCCUUCUGUUAGGGCGAUAUCAACUACGAUUCUGACUUUUGUCGUUAGAGGUUUUGUUUGCUAGCAUUUCAGAUCAAUAGUUGUGUUUUAUUCUCUAAUCUGACUCUCAUAGGGAGUUAGAAAGUAUUCGCGCCACGGUAAACUCGUCUUCAGUUGGUCCGUCAGGUAGAGCUUGUUAGCUAGUUUACAUUAGCCAGCAGCUACCAGUAGCUAGAUUUACGGCUUAUAUCCGUGGCUGCCCUGCCAGGUAACGUUAGAUCAACUAAAGCUGGAUGCGCUGGUCCGCCACAAUGGUUUGGUCAGUUCAACAAUUUCAGAGUAUUGACAUUAGUAAAUAAUUUAUCUGAUUUAGAGACAAAUCAACGCAACCUUUGUUUGACUUGUGCGCAGCCCGUCAGGUUUGGCCUGUUUCAUUGUCUUCGAACAUCGGCAAAAGACAAGUUGUUAUUUAGUGUCAGUAGGUUGUUUGGCUAGUUAGGCUAACUUAGCCGUGUUCGCGUAAACAACCCCGUCAGCUGUCGACUCUAGAUAAUAUUGAAAGCUACCCAUUUCAGUAUGGCGCAACACGACCACUCUCAUGUAGCCAGUUCACAGAAAGCACUCAUGUUGGAGAUGAAGAGCCUUCAGGAGGAGCCUGUCGAGGGAUUCAAAAUAACACUGGUGGACGAGGCUGACAUGUACAACUGGGAAGUGGCCAUUUUCGGACCCCCAAACACUCAUUAUGAAGGGGGGUAUUUUAAGGCUCGGAUCAAGUUCCCUAUUGACUACCCAUACUCCCCACCUGCCUUCCGGUUCCUCACCAAGAUGUGGCACCCCAACAUCUAUGAGAAUGGAGAUGUGUGUAUUUCUAUAUUGCACCCUCCAGUGGACGACCCGCAAAGUGGAGAGCUGCCUUCAGAGAGGUGGAAUCCCACCCAGAAUGUCCGGACCAUUUUACUGAGUGUGAUCUCGCUGCUGAAUGAACCCAACACCUUCUCUCCCGCCAAUGUGGACGCCUCCGUCAUGUACCGCAAAUGGAGGGACAGCAAGGGCAAGGACCGGGAAUAUGCAGAGAUCAUCAGGAAGCAGGUAUUGGCCACCAAGGCGGAAGCUGAGCGCGACGGCGUGAAGGUGCCCACCACACUGGCCGAGUAUUGCGUCCGCACGCGCGCCCCGGCCCCCGACGAAGGCUCCGACCUCUUCUAUGACUAUUACUAUGACGACGACGACGUGGAGGGCGAGGACGGCGACUGCUGCUACGAUGAAGACGACUCGGGCAACGAGGAGUCGUGACAUGCUUUUUUUUUUUUUUUGACCGCAUUCCCCAAUCUAGCUGACAAACGCUAGCCGUUGUUCAGUCUGGGUCGCCAGAAAUUCUUGGUUUGGAAGCUUUCCCACUUCUAAACCAAUUGCAAAGAGCUGUUUUUUCCUGAGCCUGAGAGUUAUUUUCAGAGGCGAAAAAUCGACGCACUGUUGUGUAAGGGUCAGACCUGGUAAAAAAUUUUGCACCAGCACAAAAGUCAGCAGUUUCAUCAUUGCAGACGUUAUUAUUUCAUUAUCACCUAAAACCUUACUUUGAGAGAAUAUUACUUAAUCCUUUUGAGUUGUUCAGUCCCCUGUAUGAUAAUAGUAUUGUGGGGUUAAUGCCACUUUUAACCAAUAGCAACAUUUGCACUGGUGCAAACACUUCCAAACUUUGCUCAGCCUCUCUCUCGCAUAUCUUAAUUUCCCUAAUUGUAACUCGGUGUUGCUCACCAGUAGUUGGUCUCAGAGAGAUUGAGGACUUCGAGCAGCCUGUUUUGUACUGAACAAUCUACUGCAAACCCAUUCAAUCAGACAUUUCCAAGUUUCACGAUCUGUCUCGCUUCAAUAUGACGGGAUGUCACAGGAUGUCACAAAGUUCUUGCGCAUGCCAGAACAUCGUCGGAAGCUUUUUGUCCCUUUUUACUGAUGGACCGUUUACCUUUCAUCAUGAUCUGUUUUCAGCUCGCUGAGAAGAAAGACUUCCGUUGACUGAGAUCCCAGAGAACUUUUCUAUCUGGAGGACCGACUGGCAAGCUGAGUCAGUGGGUCAAAUCCUCAUGUGAACAGUUUUGGUAACCAGAAAUUGAUCUUUUGCCGUGUUUCCUCUGGUUACUGUUGGAUGUGUUUCUCUUGUCAUUUUGAGUGUGGGGUUAUGUUAUGUGAAGUAGCUCAGAUAUAAGAGUGUGUAGAGGUGUUUUUCCGAAUUGUAUUUCUCCUCAGGUGUGCUCUCUGAGAGGCCUGACGGAGCCAAAGACGUAAAGCAGUGUGAAGAAAGCCCAAAACCUUUUUCUGACUGUCUGUUGUAAUCUUGUCUUUGUUUGAGCCUCAUUUGCAGGCUUUGUUAUUUUAGUCUCUUUCUUGGGUUAGAAAUUAUGCUUGCAAUAUUUUUGCUUGAGAAUGAUUUUACGUGAUGCGAUUUAUUAGGUUUGAUUGGCCAAAAAAAAAAAGCUUCUGUAGGAAAAGUGUCUGUCAAAAGGUGUUGUCACAGUAUCGGUCAGGAUUAUCAAAGUUGUUCAGCCCCGGAAGUAGAGAACAAGGCCGGCAUGUUAUAUUUUCAUUUCUAUUGUUUGUGUCAGGGGAGAGUAGAUGGGUUUUGAUAUCAUUUUUUUAGAGUUCAUGGGUCUGUUCUGUGUAUUUUUGCAUUAGCAAUAUUGAUAGUUUCAUUUACUCAAAUUAGGACUUCAUACUGAAUUUCUCAGGAUAAUGAAUUACAUAUGACAAAAGAAUUAAGACAAGCAACCAGGGUACAAAAUUAGCACCACCCACCAGCCAAAUGCUGGUAAAAUAUGCAAGUGGCUGGUAGAUUUGCUUCACUCACCAGCCAACAAUAGUUUUCUAUUGAGUGGCUGGUAAGAUUUCAACCUUUACUAGCCAUUUGGCCGGUGGAUUAAAAAAAGGAAAUUUUGCACUCUGCAAGCAACUAUUUUCCUCCAGAGUUUUUUUUCUUUUCUUUUUUCAGAGUUGGUUGACAGCCUCAACAGGAACCAUAACUGGUAUGCACAUGUAGCUGUAUGGAUGGUCACCAUAUUGUUUUAUUCACCUGUUUAUUUUUUUAUUUUUCGGCUAUUUAAAACUGAAUAAUAAAGAUUUAUUGGAAAUAA